Messenger RNA from Ceratina calcarata, 2879 nucleotides. RefSeq names its product zinc finger protein ichor (gene ich). Gene Ontology annotation, molecular function: RNA polymerase II cis-regulatory region sequence-specific DNA binding; DNA-binding transcription factor activity. Gene Ontology annotation, biological process: cell fate commitment; regulation of transcription by RNA polymerase II. The coding region runs from base 1 to 2538 and encodes 845 amino acids. Gene Ontology annotation, cellular component: cytoplasm; nucleus. The transcript has 2 exons. Lineage: Eukaryota; Metazoa; Arthropoda; Insecta; Hymenoptera; Apidae. The record is from RefSeq and is a predicted model, not a curated record.
AUGGUGGAGGGUAGCAAACAAAACGGUGUUGAAGGUGGUGGAAGAAGAGCAAGCAGCGUACAGGGAGUACAGAGUCAGAGAGGUAGAGGCGGUUCGAAAGGUGGGGAGUCCAGGGUACCCCCGCCGGACUCGGUGCGCAAGGAGGCCUCUUUCGAAGUAGGGGCCCCUGUCGGUCCCCGCGGCGCCGUUGGCGGUUGCAGCACCCCCGGCAGUAGAGUGGAUCCCUGGUGGAAUCCUGGUUCCCUCUUCCCCUCGACCCCUGGGCCCCCAAGGAUCGACGAGGGGGCACCGGAUAACGGUAGCGGUGGUUUUCAGUUCUGCGGUCCGCCGAAUCGUAACGCGAAUAGUCCGCAGCAUCAUCACCAUUCGGAUCAACGACAGCAUACGUCGCAGCAGCAGCAGCAGCAGUCGAACGCGGGCAGAAACGUUUGCUACGGGAGCUCGUCGGGUUCGUCGAGCCUCGGUCACGCGGACACGGUAGCGCGGGGCGCCGAUGCCGUGAAUUCGCCUGGCAGCGUGUACGGCAUCGCCUCGUCGUCGCCCUCGUCCUCGAGCAACCUGAUCUUAUCCGCCCUGCUAACCACCACGUCGUCGUCUAGCCACGCGCGAACCGGUGGCGGCGGUGGUGGUCCGUCGACGAGUCACGCGUCGACGAUCACUCGCAACGUCACGUCCGCCGAUUCCCUAAACGGAAUCCUGUCGUCCCUAAACGUACGGAUCAAGACGGAGGACUCGAAAGUCCGCGAGGAACGAAGAACGACAAGCGCGAGCAUAUCAGCGUCAUCGUCGUUGUCUUCGUCCUCGAGCUUCAACGCCUCUUUGCUCAGCUCGUUGCUGUCCACCUCGCGAAUCUCGCAGAGGAACGAAUCCAGCGACGAGGACAUCCUUUCGAGGUCUAUCAAGCUCGAAUACCCGUCUAAUCAACAACAAUCGCAGGAGUUGCAACAGGAGCAACCUGUGCGCGAUAUCAAAGUAGAAUAUCCCCUCAGCCAAUCGUCGCAGGACGUUCUGGACACGGAGGAAGAGGAAUUAACUGCCACGUCGCCGUACGAUAUCAUAUCCACCGGGAAUCCUAGGUGUCUGCCGCCCAAGCAGACGAAAACUCAACCAGGUUCCCUGGUGAAGGACGUGAUCGGGCCACCCUGUCCAGCCGGCGUGUCGCCCACACCAGACAUAGUGAUCGAGAUGAAGUACGAAACGCAAUCGGGUCCACCCGCGGCACCGCCGCAUCUAACUUCCUCCGGGGUCGAGCCUCCUCACAGUAGCCAAGGAACUGGGAUCGUCGUCGGUGGUUCACCAGCCGAAGUCGUCGGCGUAGACAGUCUUUUACUAUCGCCUUGGGGCGCGACUGGACCGGAUUUCCUGGAGCCUCCCGACGUUAAGCAAACGGCAGCUGGUCUGCAGGACGCUUGGGACACUCUUCUCCUGGGUUCCUCCGUGGGCGUCGCCUCGGCGCAGUCGUUGGCGGAGCUCAAGCCUCUUCCACCGUUUACUGGCUACACCGGACACCUUAGCAUCAACGGAAUACCUGGUCACCAUUAUCACACGAUAGCCUCUUCCGCGCAAAGACCUUCGUUGCCUUCUUCCUCGCCCACAUCCUCCUCGAACCAAGAAUAUUACGAAUCUUCCGUCGUAUCCUCCAGCACGCCGUGUCCCCAAGGUAGCCAGAAACAACAACAGCACCAUCAUCAUCAUCAGCAACAGCAGCAACAGCAGCAGCAGCAACAACAGCAGCAGCAGCACCAUCAUCAUCACCAUCAACAACAACAGUUGCCACAAUCGACGCAACAGGUGGAUUACGAUAUCGAAGAUAUCGCGGAGAUUAUUGGUUCCGCGAUAGCAGACACGACAGUGCCCGGUGGUGGAAACGGCGCGGGGUCAGAGCACGACCCCGAUGCGUCUCGCGAUUGGAUCGACAUCGCGGAAUGGAUAGACACUGCGUGUUCGCCGAAAGCUCAGGAGACCACGUCGCCCAGCCCGUACUCGCAGAUCUACGCAACGGCGACGCCGUCCACGCAACAGCAACAUGGCUCGACAUUGCAGAGUUUGUUAACGCACGGUUACGCACCCUUACUGAACGCCAGGUUACAGUCGGCGAAUGCGGGACUUCAGAAUGCUUCCUGUGGCGAGACUCCCUCGUCGACGAGUCCUUAUCCACCCGUGAGUCCACCCGGAAGAGUGUCGACAUCGUGCAGUCCGGAUCAUCUUCUACAUUCGUCGUUCGCUGCACCUUCGCAUCCUAGAAAGAGGUCAAGGCCCGCGCCAGGGUCGCAGAAUCCCUCGAAGAAGAGUCCAGGUACGGGCGCGACCGCGUUACCGUACGGUACGGAGUCUGGUCUGAUCGGCGGCAAGGAGAAGCCUGUCCACAGGUGUUCGAUUUGUAACCGAGGAUUCCUGAACAAGAGCAAUAUCAAGGUUCACCUGAGAACGCACACAGGCGAGAAACCGUUCAGGUGCGAGGUGUGCGGCAAAGCGUUCAGACAAAAGGCGCAUUUGAUCAAGCACCAGCAGAUUCACAAGAGGAUCGGUAGGGACUAGGAUUCAGUGGAACCGUCUCUCUCCAGAGGAGAAUGUUUCGUACCUAAUUGAAUUACCGUAAGUACCUAUGACGAAGUAUAGAAGAGCUAAGAGGUAAAUCGUCUUACGGAUGAUGAAGAUCAACGGUAAAAUAAUAGAACCUGUUGGAUCUUAAACCAUGAGCCAGCUUACUCUUAUCAAAAAUAGAUACCGUCCCGAACGCGAUACGAGAAAAGUUGGGUGCAAUAACGAUAGACAGGAUCUCGUACACAGGGGUAUGAAACCUUCCAUCGGGAUUCGAUUUCCUCGAAAGAGGGAACGCAGUAGUUUUUACAACGGGCCAUGGAUUGACGAUGGAUACA